UAUACCAGGGCGUUUACAGCGGAAGAUAAGAGUGGUUGGACGUUUAUAAAAGGCGCGUGUGGGGUACCAUUCAUUCCGAAGGAAUGAAAUCUUCAAUUUCUGAACUUUGAAAAGACCUCUUCUGACAACUAACAUAUCCUGCAUCCUUCCGCGUUGAAGCUGUCAGAAACUGAUGUAGAUGAUCACUUCACUUGGAGCCGUUCGAUCAUCUAUAAACACGCGCUGAUCAGUUCUUGAUUUCAACACUAACGGUAUAUCAUGAAAAUGGAAUGUAAACUCUUGCCAUUUCUAGACCAGAAGCCAGAGACAUCCUCCCCAAAAUAACUCUUGUGCUUCAUGAGAGCACCGUUGGAUAACCAAUCAAAUCAAAACCAAACACAGACCAAAUAGAAAUUCAACUGAAAGAUGGCGGAUGCUUCAGUUUCCUUCUAGAAAGACAGCAAACCAAAGGAAUAAGAGGUUUUUAUUUUGCUUGCAUCUUUGCCCAAAUAAGCCAAAAUUAUUUCAGACAAUUGCAUUUUGAACUGUGAUAGUAGUUUAAACAUGUUAAAAACGGGACCAGCGAUGGAGGCAGUGGAUAUUGCAGUUGUUGCACUUUAUUUUGUCCUUGUGCUUGCCAUUGGUCUCCUCUCCAUGUGGAAGGCCAAUCGUAGCACUGUCAGCGGCUACUUCCUGGCAGGUCGGAAUAUGAAUUGGGUGGUGAUCGGUGCCUCACUGUUUGUCAGCAACAUCGGCAGCGAGCAUUUCAUUGGACUUGCUGGUUCUGGUGCAGCCAGUGGUUUUGCAGUGGGUGCCUGGGAGUUCAAUGCCCUCCUUCUUCUGCAGCUGCUCGGUUGGGUGUUCGUCCCAGUCUACAUCUACUCUGGAGUUUACACCAUGCCAGAGUACCUCUCCAAGCGCUAUGGAGGCAAGCGGCUAAAGGUUUACUUCGCAGCCCUCUCACUUCUACUGUACAUCUUUACUAAACUCUCAGUGGACUUGUAUGCAGGAGCUCUUUUCAUCCAGGAGUCUCUUGGCUGGAACCUCUACCUGUCGAUCAUCUUGCUUAUCUCCAUGACCGCCUUGCUGACAGUAACCGGUGGACUGGCAGCUGUGAUCUACACAGACACUCUGCAGGCCGUGCUCAUGAUUGGCGGUGCGUUAACCCUUACCAUCAUCAGCCUGGUCAAGGUAGGCGGUUUGGAAGGGGUGCGGGAAAAAUACAUGGAGGCGAUCCCCAACGUCACAGCCAUCCUGGCUAACAGCAACUUCAGCUUUCAGUACACAAACUCCUGCCGAAUUCAUCCCAAGCCAGAUUCCCUCAAGCUCCUACGAGGGCCGCUUGAUGAGGACAUCCCUUGGCCAGGCUUCCUUUUGGGUCAAACACCCUCAUCCAUUUGGUACUGGUGUGCUGACCAGGUCAUCGUCCAGAGAGUGUUAGCUGCCAAGAAUAUCGCCCAUGCUAAAGGCUCCACACUUAUGGCGGGAAUGCUUAAGGUCCUUCCUAUGUUCAUCAUCGUUAUUCCAGGAAUGAUCUCCCGAAUAUUGUUCCCUGAUGAGCUGGUAUGCAUCGGACCAGAGCACUGCAUGGCUGUGUGUGGCAGUCAGGCUGGCUGUUCCAACAUCGCCUACCCUCGGCUGGUCAUGAACGUGAUGCCGGUGGGUCUCAGAGGGUUGAUGAUGGCUGUGAUGAUCGCUGCCCUCAUGAGUGACCUGGAUUCGAUUUUUAACAGCGCUAGCACCAUCUUCACAUUAGACAUUUAUAAAAUGCUGCGUGUAUGUGCCUCCUCCUGUGAGCUGGUGGUCGUUGGCAGGUUGUUUGUGAUAUUCAUGGUGACUAUCAGCAUCGCUUGGGUGCCUGCCAUUAUUGAGAUGCAAGGUGGCCAGAUGUACUUGUACAUUCAGGAAAUGGCAGGAUACCUCACGCCUCCCAUUGCUGCCCUCUUUCUGCUUGGAGUCUUCUGGAAACGUUGCAAUGAGACCGGCGCAUUUUGGGGCAGCAUGACUGGGUUCGUACUAGGCACCACCCGCCUCUUCCUUGGGUUUAUAUAUCGUGAGCCAAAAUGUGACCAGCAGGAUGAACGCCCGGCUUUCAUCACACAUGUCCACUACAUGUACAUUGCCGCCGGGCUGUUUUGGAUCUCCGGGCUGGUGGCUGUGUGUGUCAGUCUGUGCACAUCACCCCUAGAAGAGGAGAAGAUCAAGCGUACCACAAUCUGGGGCUUGAAAGAACUUAAGCGCCUUCCUGUGACAGAACGAGAGGAGAUGUACAAACUCACUAAUGGCAGUGGCGACGGUGUUCUCAAGAAAGAUGUUCCUGAAGACAUCCAGAAGGAGAGAUGUCUUGAUGGGGCUGACAUGAAACUCCUUAUGCCCUCCUCUUGUGACCAAGAUCCCAUGACCCCCAGCACAGAGGCAUCCACACCGAUGGAGCUGUAUGCCAAUGGUCAUGCAGACCUUGUAAAACAGAAGAAUCAAGGCAAGUGUGAUGAAGAGAGCUGCCUUCAAGUGUCUGACUGGAUUUGUUGUCACAAAGAGAAAACGUCUGUUAUCGAACCCAAAGUCAUUGAAGUAGAUGAAGGAGCUGUACUUGAAAUGCUUUAUGAACCUCCUAAGAUCAAGAUCUUACUUAACGUAGGCCUGGUAUUCGUCUGUUCACUGGGUGUUUUCAUGUUUGUGUACUUCUCCUUGUAAUAUGCUGAUCUUGCAGUACCGUAAGGCCUGUGUGAAAGACAGCAUAUUUAUAUGAAUUAUUUGUUAAUACAAGCCAUUUAGGGUCUGUAAUAUUUACAGUGUGGUUUAUCUUUCUUUUUAUAACUUCCUUUUAGGGACUCUAAGCAUUUUGAAUCAUACUGAUAUAAGUUAUUUGUUCUUUGCCUUGGCUCUGUCACACCUCCUUGAAAAUGUUCAACUCUUCUUUGUGGUAUGUUGAUGAUCAAAUGUGUUGUUGAAACGGUAGCUUUUUUUAUAGUUGGUUGAGUUAAGCUAAUGAGAAUAUACUAUUUUUUUCCUUGGUGAAUUUUGCCUUAACGUGUACACUCCUCCAAACCGAAAGGAGGUCAGUUUUUUGCCUCAAGUAAUUUUUUUUCUCAACAGACCACUUAUAUACUAGUACUUAAAUGUGUAAGGACUUUGUCUUUUGUAUAUACAUUUGUAAUUGUAAGCACACUCUUAGGAAUACCAAAUUUCUAAAACUUGACCUCACUUGUAAAUUUGUCACCUGUGUAACUGGAAUAUUGUUUCCAAAGUUUUAAUGUUAAAUGGAAAAUAUGUAAAUUAUACAUUUUAAGUUAGAAAAGGUGAGAAAUGUAUCAUGAUGUCAAAGUUUAUAAAAACUUUUGCAAAAAAAAAAAAAACCAUAUCACUAAGGUGUUGUGCCGUCUGAUUAAACCUGGCACCUUGAUGUACAUUCCCAAAUACAAGUGUUUAGGUCCAUUCAUGUAAAUUGUAACUGUAACUCUGUAUGCAAUUUGCUUUCAUUUCUUUGUAUUUAUAGCUGAUUUAAUUGGACAAAAACAAAACACCAAAAUGCCUUUUGUGUAGAGCAUAAGCUGUAAAGACACUGCUUUGUCUUCAUUUUGGGAAUUUAACAGUUAACGUGAAAAGACUUCCACUACAAAACAACGCAACUAUAAAACACAGACUGGUUAUGUGGAUGUUACUAAAUGACCAUCAGAACCGCCACAGGAAAGACUUGCUAGCUAGAGAACACAAUCAUUAAUGUGUUAAUAACUGAUAUCAUAACUGAUAUUUUGAUAUCCCAAAACGGGUUAUUAAGACUGGGAUGUCCAAUUUUGAUUGCUGCGCAAAAUAGUAUCUUGUUCUUCUAGAAGAAGAAGAAUUUGAUUGUGGCUGCAGUAACAGGCAUUGCCUGUUGUUGAUCUGCUGUUGAAUGCACUAUUUGUUCAGACAAAGGGGAACUGCUGGAUGGCCUUACUGAAUAUGAGAUGUGCGUGAGGGAUUUUCUAGAUAGAUGUAACUUCUUUUUUUAAGUACAAGUUCACAAUGUUGUAUUAAAACCUUGAAAAGCCCUUAAUUGUAAUGAAAUUUGAAUUCAGAAGUUAUGUCAAAAGAGUUAUAUGGAGAGGUGCAACAUUUUUUUUUUUAUCAUUCCAAAUAAAAUUAGAUAGGGAUAAAGUCAUUGGAGGGCUAUUGUUUUACAUUGUAAAUUAAAUCUAUGUAAAUCACUGUGUAUUUAAAU
Molecule: messenger RNA, 4180 nt
Organism: Sinocyclocheilus grahami
Lineage: Eukaryota; Metazoa; Chordata; Actinopteri; Cypriniformes; Cyprinidae
Product: sodium/myo-inositol cotransporter-like
Exons: 2
Coding region: 544-2673 (709 amino acids)
Biological process (GO): transmembrane transport; inositol metabolic process; myo-inositol transport
Cellular component (GO): plasma membrane
Molecular function (GO): D-glucose:sodium symporter activity
Source: RefSeq, a predicted model, not a curated record